UGGCGUCGGCGAAGAGCGUCGCGAAGCGCCGCUGGAAACCAGUAUUGCGCCCAAGCGUGCCGCCGUCGGUGGGCACGUCCGCAGGAAGCAGGAGGUGACGGGGACGGCGCAAAAUCGCGGAAGCCAGGCUGGCGCUCCGACGAGGCCGCACGACAGUGCCGGGUGUUUCGCCGUGAUCGCGACAUCGGUGCUUGUGCUCUCUCUACUGUGUGCCGCUGUCAACAAGAACGCGGCUUGUGCGCGUGGUUGCAACCAUGUGUUGCCGCCUCUCGACGCGACGGGUCAUAGCAUCGGCGUCGCCUACGCACUCGUCAGCAGCGCGGGCCGAGGAGAGGCGAGGCUAUUUUUGAAACCCUCCAUGCGCCCAGAAAGCCCUGAGCCGCGCCAAUGGAUCUCAGGUCGGAGUCGGACUUUUACGUCGGCUGCCGGGUGCUCGCGCCCGUCGCUGCAUAUUUUGGACUCAGUAUUGACAAGUUCAACUUCCUGUUCUGCCAAAUUGCGUUCCUGCUGUUCUCCUUCCCGUACCGAGUGUUCCUGCAUCCGGCUCGGGUGUCCCCGACGACGAGGCAUGCCGUGGCGCUCUCUGUCGGGCUCGCCUUCGGUUAUUUCUGCUUCGGAUAUCAAAUUCUUCACCUUGUUGCGCAAGCCACGCUUGUUUACAUGAUCAUCAAUUUCGCGAGUCCCGAAAACUUACACUUGAUUGCGCUGGCAGUCGGCAUGCUCUACCUGUCUGUCAUCCACCUAAUGCGGCAGACGUACGACUACGGGGGAUACCACCUGGACGUAACGGGCCCGCUGAUGGUGGCUACGCAGAGGGUGACCAGCAUAGCGUUCAACCUGCACGACGGUCUGACCGAGAAAAAGGAUGUCAUUCUGCACCCCGAGCAGAGAAGGCAGAUGAUCAGCCGAAUGCCGAGUCCACUGGAGUUCUACAGCUACGUCCUGCACUACCACACGCUCAUGUGCGGACCGCUGGUGUUCUUCAACGACUACAUGGACUUCAUCCGGGGAAAGCAGUUCUUGAGGCACACCGUCCGCACAGGCCUGCGGGGAAACCCCACGUCUGUUGUGGAGCCGUCGCCUAAUUGGGCGACGCUGCAGAAGCUUUUGAUUAGCUUCACAUGCGCCCUGAGCAUCGUUUACCUGCUUUCUGCCUACCCUAUCGAAUACAUAAAGCAGGAUGCAUUCUUUGAGAAGAGCAGGUUGUGGCAGCUGCUGUACAUCAUCUGGGCCACUUCGCUACACCGGCACCGGUACUACCACGCCUGGACUCUAGGUGAAGCAAUUUGUAAUGCUGCUGGCUUCGGUUUCAACGGCUACACAAGUGAUAACAAAGCGCGCUGGAACCUCAUCAGCAACGUGGACAUCGUUACUAUCGAGACAUCCACGAGCCUACGCGAGCUGCUGAUAGCGUGGAACAAGUCGACCCAGACGUGGCUGCGCACCGUGUCGUACGAGCGGGUGCACCGGCACCGCACCCAGCUGACGUUCAUCCUGUCGGCCAUGUGGCACGGCUUCUACCCGGGCUACUACCUUACCUUCGGCACCGGGACACUCUUCACGCUGGCUGCCCGUGCGGUGCGCCGUAGUGUGCGACCCAUGUUCCAGGGCGACAGGAAGAAGCAAAAGUUCUACGAUCUUGUCACCUGCCUGGCGACGCGCAUCGCCGUCGCCUACAUGGUGUUUCCCUUUCUUCUACUAGAUUUUCACUCCAGCGUCAGGGUUUACCGCCACUUCGGAUUCGUGGGCCACUUUCUGUGCCUGCUGGCCAUCUACGUGCUGCCCCGGGUGUUGCCGCCUCCGCCGCGGUCGCCGCCCAAGGGUUGGAUGUCGCCCGCAACGGCGGAGAGGACGCCCGAGGGAAGCCCGGGCGCGAACAGCCCGUCGGACGAGAGACAGCCGCCGCCCCUCAAGCACGACUCCGAAGCGUUGGUUCCGGACUUCGAGUCGGACGAGGACACGCUGUCGGUCGUCUCGAACGUCGACGUCGGAUCCAGGAGCUCUCAGACGUCGCUGGCCUCGGUCAACAACGUGGCGGCGACGGCGGCCCUUCCCGACUCGACCAAGCCGCAGCCGCCUGGCGACGAUAAGAAGACACAGUAGAACUGCCUUAGCCGCGCACACGCUUAUUUGUUUUCCCAAGAAGCGCGCAUGCCUCGAGAGUGAAGAGAACAAGAGACAAAAGAAAAGACCAGUGCGGCAUCCGAUAUGCUAUUCGAACGUGCGAAGUGUCGUGGAUCCUGAAAUUAGCCGUGCACUCGACGUUCGCUUAGGUGUAACAAAGCCAACGGUGACUGUACGAACGGAAGCGAACGCUGCUGCGCCUUCAUCUAUAGCCGACAUGUUGCACUGCGUGCGAGAUUGCGUUGACGUUCCUGUUACAGGACUAUACGUAUACGGCGCGCCAUUGUUGCAGUGUGUUAAGUAACAGCGGUGUGUCUGCUGUGGCCGUUUUUGAGGAGCCAGCGGUAGAACACAUUGCGUUGAACGCGAAAAACAGCACAAAAAGUUGCAGAUCGGAAGCAACAAAUUAGUCCUCAUAUUCAGUGAUAAUAACUAACGUGUGUACUGACAACGAAGCCGCGGGUAUAAAAGAUAGACAAUGGACGAAAUUUGACAGUCACGCUCGGAUCUUGCGAGUCAUUUUCCGAGGACUUGCGCAACACGCAUUCGCUUUUCUUAAGUGUUUCGACUUAUCUUUCGCGCUGAAUAAUCAAGUUCCAAUGCGUCGCGCUUGUAGUACGGGUGCGUGUAUAACGAAAUCAUUCAUUAAUACCCACAAUUUAACGCCUGUAGCACAUUGGAGGCCGUACUGUUUUGUUUUCCACAAGGUAGGUCUUCGUACUACGCAGUGAGAAAAAGGCGUUGUCAGCCUGCGUGGCAUGUAUAUGUUAAAUUUAUUUGAACGAAAUGAGUGUGCGAAUGUCGUCACAUUGGUCCUGUCGCUGUGGAUGGACAUUCCAAGCUUCUGACGUGAUUUUGAUGCGACUUUCAUCAGGCGUCACGCGUGUUCUGUCUUAAUGUGUUGUUGAAAUAUUUCGCCGUGUGUUGAGCCUGCCACUUAGUCGGUGCCACAAAACACGGGUCAAGUCCCCGCGUGAGGAAGCACGUGAUCUGCGUCAGUCAAAGCUGACCUUUUUUACUUUUUCCGCAUGGAUCGAAUUUUUUAUGGCUGUUGUUUUUUUGUGUAGACCAUUUUCUGCAGGCUUCAACUACAGAUAUUGUUCUCACGUUCGUUGUACUUACACAAGACGACAACCGCGAUCUUUCUGGCACACCGAUUGGAGCUGGCAUGCUUCGAACAGAUAGAUUAACUCGUUAACCUUGUAUGAUUGAAUGAAGAACUGAGCGAAAAUUUCUUGAAAGGGUGUUCAUAACGUUGCAUGUUGAGGGUGUGACUAAUCAUGGUUCAACACUGGAUGGCUAUCUUGUGAUGAAGUGGGACAGUUCUGAACGCACAUCCGAGUGGGCUGGAACGUGGCUGGUAAGACCUGUCCACAAAGAAGGCAUCGAGGAGCUAAAAGGGGCAAGAUGGAAUGCCGUGCACUGAAAGUUUUGCUUUUUGACCUGCUUAAUUGGUGCACGCUUGGAUCUGUUUUAAUCGUUGUGCUGCAAUGGUUUUUGUUUCACUCAUUUAUUGUUUGUAUAUCUUAUUUCACUUUGCUUCAUGCGCAUAGCCGCACUUAUCAUAUGGAACUUUUCACAUGAAGUGUUUAGUGGGAUAGAGGAUAUAUAUACUUUUUUCUUUGACUUGAAUGUCAUGUUCAGAAUUUUGAAGAUUUAUAGACCCGCAAGACCUUCAUGUUAUGCCCAGGCAAACUUCACAUCUGUUCCUGAAUGCAAAUUUGCUUUGGUGAUCAAUUUCACACAAAGGCGACUGUGCGAACAAGUUUGCUUGUUCAUUAGGGCAAUGUGAAGGUCGUUAAUUCACACUUAACUUCAGGGCGCAAAAUGAACUCUUCAUGGGGAUAACUGCACUGGCUGUUCAGUGUGUUGACCACGGUGGUCGAUGAUGAGGUAUCGCAACACCCUGCAGACACUAGACCAGACCGUGACACAAGACAGUGAGGUCAGUAUGACGUCACGCAACAUGACGUCAUAUGAUGACGUCAUCACAAGAGAGUCGUUUGGUCAAACGUGGGCCGAUCUCGGAGGCAGUGCUAGAACACCAUGUUAGGUGCGGAAAAGCUGCGAUGCCUUCGUGCAUAGAAAGCUUCCGGGGAGGUGGAGGGAUCGAUACAGUCGACUGAGAAGAAGCAGAAGGAGAAGAUGGCCUUGGCGUCGCGUUAGGCAAAUAGAUAAGGGUCCACGUGACCUUGGUGCAGUUUCGCUUCCUGGUUAACGCAGUUAUGGCUUGUGCAAAACUCGAGCACUUUCGCUGGGAUUCCUCGUCUUCAUCGAUUGAUUGACUGUCACCGAAUUCAUUGCGUUCUUCCCGUUAGUGCGUUGUACUUGAGUGUUUAACUGGAUGUUGGUGCUGUUCGGGUCUUGGGUGUAGUUUCUGUGUGAAUUGAAUAUUGUUGCGAGGAAGUUGUACUAUAUAGCGUUGUCGUUGUUGAACAAAUGCGAAUCGACGUGUAUCCUGUAAACGACAACGUAGCUAAACGGACCAUCAUUAGCUUUAGUCGUGCCUGAUUGGUUCUUAGAAGAAAAUGCAUCAAAUUUCACAACAGAAAGGAAUGGUCAGAAUAAAAAAAAGGGGGGGGGGGGCAAGCCAGUUUGAUAAUCUCACGACCAUUAAACUUAAAUAGAAUUCACGCGAGAUGCUGUGCCUUGUUCGUAUCAAAUGACUGUGACACGCACGCAUUCGACUUUCGUGACCGAUAGACAGCGACUUCAACCAAGAUGGUGCCCGCAAUCAUUGCCUUUCUUAUCCGCGAGUUCGAUGUGAGCGCCAAUUUACUUAGACUCCUAGCAUCCACUGCGCAUGACAACCACGUGACGAUGCACGUGGCGCGAAGUGUUCCCUUCCAACGAUAUAUUUUAUGGGCUUCUGAACUUACACAAAGAAAUGACCAUCUGGAAA
This is a messenger RNA of Rhipicephalus microplus (southern cattle tick), 5026 nucleotides long. It is a transcript of the gene oys, whose product is annotated as lysophospholipid acyltransferase 6. Gene Ontology annotation, biological process: lipid modification. The record is from RefSeq and is a predicted model, not a curated record. Gene Ontology annotation, molecular function: acyltransferase activity. Gene Ontology annotation, cellular component: membrane. Lineage: Eukaryota; Metazoa; Arthropoda; Arachnida; Ixodida; Ixodidae.